AUGUCAGUCUUGGCCAGGCUGUUUUCGCUGUCGAGCAAGCACAAGAGCAAGCACUCUGAUACUUUCUCCCUUGACCGCGGAAGUUCGAUAGAUUCAUCUCACAUUGACGAGGACGCCACCGACUCACCAAGAUGCCCGUCGAUUUCUCAGCUGUAUAACGAGGCGAACGCGUUCGAAAAGGUUCUUCAGUGCUCAGGAUGCGUCAAACCUCUUACUUCUCGGACAAGGACUUCAAACAGCGGCUUCGAGUCCCUCGUGAGGCACGACCUCAAUCAAUCUGAACUCGCGAUGGCCAACCAUGACGCCAAAGUGGCCGCUACUGCCAGCAGUUGGGUCACUGCCGAUCUUGAUUCGAAGGAUUCAGUUCAGUAUGACGCUGAGGAUGAAUAUAGAAUAUCCAGCGAUUCUUCAUCGGACGCUGACAUUGCGCUGCCCACCAUUCAUCGCGUUCCAAACCAUGACAAUGAAGAACUUGCGAAAUUAAAGCCAGAAGAAAUUGUCCGUAUUUUGAUCCAGGAAUUUGGCGAACUCGCUGGUCCAGAUGAGGAAGAGUUGUUAUUAUUGGAAACUGACGGCUGUCUUUUUAGCGAGAUAUCGGUUGUGGGCGUUAUUCAUCUUACGACCCACCGUUUGACAUUUCACGCAUCCCUACUUGCUACUCGGCCAGACCUCUCACCCUCACGUCAAGUCCUCAAAGCUGGCCCGGCCACAUUUCACCGUAAAGGCUGGCGGGUGAAAAGGCGACUCUGGGUAGAAUUGACGCAUGAUAUGAUCUGCUCGUACGCAUCCAGUAAAGAAGAGGACAAGACCCGCCCAUUGUGCACUACCCUAUUAUCAUUCUUCCAUGAAGUUCUUCCCAUCGAUCCAAAGCACCCAAGGUUUAUCCGUUUUGUCAUAAAAGACGCAGCUCAUAGCGCCAACGACUAUGUCGAGUUGGAUACAGAAGAGUCUGCCCAUGAUUGGAGAAGAGAAAUUAAUGGUGCUUUGUCCCUUCAACGCCAUCGCCGAAUGGAGUUGUAUUCGCCAACAGCCGAUUCAGAAGCUGGAGUCAGACUAAGCUGUCCCCUCGACCGAAUAAUUGACUUCCAAACCCAUUGCAAUGCCGAUUUUUUGCACCUGGUUUCUUUCCGUGUUCAACUUACUCCAGCGGACUGUAAGGAAGAUGUAUGUGAGGGCAUGUCCGAAUCUCCGGUCAUCCAAGUCGGCCCUGUUCAACACAUACCAAUCUGGGACCAGCUGCAAGAUCGCAUUGAUAUCGCGAAGCGCCGCGUGCAGAAUGAACCACCCAACCCGCAAUCCGUCUUCUUCGUUGACUUUGGGCCCUUUAGGUUUCUCCAGAGAGAUAAUGUGCCCUCCAAAGAUGAAGGUUACAUCACCCAUAGAGAAAAAGCCAUUCGAGCUGCAUUAGGAUUCGCUGCGGAAUCGGAGCUUUGGUUUGCUCGGGCUCGCGUCUACAGGACGGUGACUUCAGUUGGGUACUUUGCGAUAUCUCGACGCCACAUAGGGUUCUGGAGCAAAAACUUAACACAGCGGAAUAUCACUUAUAGCAUCCCUGUGACUCUAAUCCGAUAUGCGGAGCCCUUUCACCUGAACUGGGUACUUGUCGAUGGCUUAACUGUUGGCGUAGAAGGUCAAGCAGAGAUGAGGUUUGUCUUUAGGUCGGCCGCGAUACGUGAUGCGGCCCUUGAACACAUCAAACAAUCCAUUUCAUCUUGCCAGUCUGGCACCGUGGUGGCAUCUCCGAUUUCUUCGAGACCGGGGAGUCCUGAGACACAGGAAGCAUCGGUUAAACCCACUCAUCACAUGCGUCGGCGACACGCCAAGUCCCCAGAACGCAGUGCGACUGGCAUAUUUGCGCCUCUAUCUCGUUCCCUUAGUGCUGCUGUUACCGCUGCCGCCGACCUCCCACUCAACUUCCAGCGUCGAAUUCCCAAGGUUGUCAAUCUGCCUCGGGAAAUCCUGAUUGCAAGAGCCUCCCUACAUUUUGUGUGUUUGACCAUUGGUUCUAGGGGUGAUGUUCAGCCAUAUAUUGCACUGGGACUUGGAUUGAGAAAAGAGGGCCACCGUGUAACGAUCGUUACCCACGAAGAGUAUCGAGACUGGAUUCUUGGGUUUGGAUUGGGUCAUCGAACAGCUGGUGGUGAUCCAGGCGCUUUGAUGAAACUUAGUGUGGAAAAUAAAAUGUUCUCACCUGAAUUUUUCAGACUGAGCUUAAACAACUUCCGACCCUGGUUAGACCAACUUCUAGUCGAUUCCUGGAAGGCAUGUAGUGAUGCUGACGUUCUCCUGGAGAGCCCAUCAGCGAUGGCUGGUGUACACAUCGCCGAGGCCCUAGCCAUUCCAUAUUUCAGGACAUUUACGAUGCCCUGGACCAAGACUUCCGAAUUCCCUCACGCAUUUUUGAGCCCGCCCGUUGAGUCUCCUACCUUCAACAGCGCUUCUAACGUCAUGUGGGCUGCCACCUCUAGCCAAAUUAAUAAGUGGAGACGCCACACCCUUCGGAUAGGCCACACCGACAUGGGACACUUGGCUCAAUCAAAGAUCACGUUCAUCUAUAACUUCUCACAAGUUGUGGUUCCCAAGCCACUAGAUUGGCCAGAUACCACGAUCAUCUCGGGAUACUGGUUUUUGGAUAAUCCGGAUCUUGACUGGGAACCCCCCACCGAGCUCAUAGAUUGGAUGGAAGAAUCCCGGAGAGAGGGGAAGCCAAUCGUAUACAUUGGGUUUGGAAGUAUUACUGUGCCACAUCCGAAUCGUGUCACUUCACAUAUAGUGAAGGCGGUUCUGCAAAGUGGCGUUCGAGCGGUUAUCUCCAAAGGCUGGUCUACGCGAAUGAAAAGCGAAGAUAAAGGCCCUGAAAUCGAAAUACCUCGAGAAUGUUUCCUCCUCGACAAAGUGCCUCAUGAUUGGCUUUUUCCGCGCAUAGAUGCAGCUGUGCACCACGGCGGGGCAGGGACUACAGGCGCGAGUCUACGAGCAGGAAUACCGACGCUGAUUAAGCCAUGGUUCGGUGAUCAGUUUUUCUGGGCUUCAAGGGUCCAGCGACUGGGGGCCGGUCUCAGAGUUAGCUUGAGGGUCAGCGACCUGUCCGACGCCCUCGUUAAAGCGACCACUAACCAGUUAAUGAAAGACAAGGCUGCAUCCGUCGGGCGACGCAUCAGAGAGGAGGAUGGCGUGCACACCGCCAUCUUCACCAUUUACACAUAUCUGCAUCGAGCGUCACAAGAUCGCGCAAUGCUUGAUAAACAUUGA
Laccaria bicolor S238N-H82 is the source of this 3252-nucleotide messenger RNA. Its product is annotated as glycosyltransferase family 1 protein. The transcript is spliced from 17 exons. Gene Ontology annotation, biological process: carbohydrate metabolic process. Bases 1 to 3252 code for a protein of 1083 amino acids. Lineage: Eukaryota; Fungi; Basidiomycota; Agaricomycetes; Agaricales; Hydnangiaceae. The record is from RefSeq and is a predicted model, not a curated record. Gene Ontology annotation, molecular function: UDP-glycosyltransferase activity; hexosyltransferase activity.